Messenger RNA from Symsagittifera roscoffensis, 3379 nucleotides. RefSeq lists its product as uncharacterized. The transcript has 4 exons. Gene Ontology annotation, molecular function: oxidoreductase activity, acting on paired donors, with oxidation of a pair of donors resulting in the reduction of molecular oxygen to two molecules of water; heme binding. NCBI's taxonomy places the organism in Eukaryota, Metazoa, Xenacoelomorpha, Acoela, Convolutidae. Gene Ontology annotation, cellular component: membrane. Bases 1518 to 3074 code for a protein of 518 amino acids. The record is from RefSeq and is a predicted model, not a curated record. Gene Ontology annotation, biological process: lipid metabolic process.
UUUUUGUUGCAAGCGGGAAUAGCUUAGAAACAUUUUUAGUCAUAAAUUGAACUCCUAAUCCCCUCCCUAAGAUAUAGGCUCUCAAGAGGUCAGCCAUUUGUUCAGAAAUUUCCACUUAUAAUUCCUUUUCUUUCCCCAAUUUGUCAAUUUUUUAUUCUUUUUUUCCAAGGCUUAUUUAAUGUGCUGUGUUUCUUUAUUCGAAAAUGGACAUACAAUAUCCCGUGAUCGUAUAUAACCCAGCAUCCGGAAAAUUGGCAGAUAAACAUUUCAUUGACGGGAACAAAUAAUACCCAAUCUGAUAAGACAAAAGGUUGCUGCCCCCACAGGUAUUUUUUGGCAUUAUGCGUAAAAAUCAGCAGCUUCUUUUUAGCGUCUAUCAAUACAGGAUUGAUACUGGCCUCAAUAAAAAUCGAGUUUUGUGAGUUGUUGAAUGGAAUGUAUAUUGAAGUAAUAUACUAUGAGCUCCUGUAAAUUUCGACCCGGAUUUUCAAAUAAAAUAGGCCUCUGACCAAACAUAUAGUUUCCUCUUUAUUCUUUUGUCUUUUGAAAAUCAUUGCACUGUUGUAUUGGGAAUGAAUGGUAUUACUACUACAGAACAUAUAUGGUACAGUUUCACUUACACUUGGCUGAUUUCACUCUGAUUUUCACGUUAUCCUUGCACUGUGUUUUAUAGCGACAUUGGUCCGGUUUGCCGUUCGCAAAUCCCUCUCUCUAUUCGUGUCCUAUCUUCUUAUUACGCUACCUUACUCCAGUGCGUCUUUCCAUUUAUCCAAAUAUCCCCCUGUAAAUUUGAAGUGCGCCUCAGUUCUUUGAGUUGACAUAGUUCGUCUGCUUGCUUGGUUCGCUUGGCUUUGCAGCUAGAGAAACUCCCUCUAUUUGCUGUUUUUACCCUAUCCUAUAUUUAUAUUUACCCGAAAUAACCUAAAAUUGGAACCUAAGAACCCUUCCAGUGACAGAACCACAGAAAACACUCGCCGCCGCAAAUCUUUCUAUUUCUAUGAAACUUUAUCUAUGAAAAAUUAUCUUUUUAAAUUGAUUCAGGCUAGUUUAUUGUCAGAAAAAGUUUUGAAACCUACUGCAAUAAAUUUUUUGAGAAAGUUUUUCGGCAUUGCUGGAGCUGUUUCUGUUGAACAUCAACACAGGUUUGCAUUAGCUUUAUUACUCUUCUAAAUCCUUUCCCUUCGGCACAGAAGAGUGAAUUUCAACUGGGCAAACAGUCUCAAUUUGUUCUUCUUAAUUUGUUCUGACUAUCAGAAGCUGAAGAUCCCAUCGCAACUCAAAUCCAACUAAGAAGAUUUACGAUUUAAAUACUUUCCGAGUCGGAGACGUGUCUUCACUUGAGAAAUUUAGUUCAAAGUUUAUUUCACUUCAGUUUCAAAUUGAGUUUCAAUUGAGACUUCUUCAAAUUUGUACCAAUUUAAAAUUUGCAACCGACUUUUAUCGAGAAUUGGAGAAGCCUGCUAAUGAUCACUUUUGAGCUGCCUUUCCCCGCAUCGAAGCACAACUGAAAUCAGAAAAUGACACCGUCAGUUACUGAAUGGAUUACGUCACAGAGGAAACCCGAAGAUACAAAUUCGGAACAAGCCAAUCAGAACGAAGCCGCCGAUGAUGUAACAUAUUACGCAACUAACGGUUCCGCAGUUCGCCAAAACUACACUGCAAAGAAAGAUGAAAUGGGUUCCGGCGAACAGAGAAAGCCGGAAUCGGAAACUGAAACAAAAAUUCUUGACCAAAAAACGGACUCAAACCAAGCGAUCAAACAUGUCAACGGGUUCCACAAAAACGGCGAAGUAAGCAAAAGCUAUAAAAAUGGAACCGCUAAUGGUUUCAAAUCAGUACCAUAUAUGGAAACUCCCCCGGAAGGUAAAAAGUGUCUGGGAAUAGAUGGGUACUGGUAUGACAUCGGCAGUUUCAUUAACAAACAUCCGGGAGGUCCCGUCAUUGAAGAGUUUGUCGGCUACGACGCAACUGACGCGUAUCGAAGCUUCCACAAGAGCAAUGUUUUAAAAGAAAGACACUUUCGGCCAAUUGGGUAUUACAACAAAGACUGGUUUGAGUUUAACAAAGCGAUGUCAAAGUUGCACGAUGAUCUGCUAGAAGAAGGGUUCUACAAGGUGAACUACUACUGGUACGCAAUGAAAUUCGGCCUCACUUUUCUGUAUAUAUCCUUAGUGUUCGCCCUGGUUGGCUUCUACGGAGACUCGUGGCUGGCGUUAAGUCUGGCCGCCCCCGUGCUGGCAUUUUUCUGGCAGCAGAAUGGCUUCCUUAUGCAUGACUUGAUGCACACUCAAGUUACCCAUAACCGAAAUGUGGACGAGAUGUUAGGAGUGUGGAGCGGAACUGUUUGUAUUGGAAUUUCUGCGUCGUGGUGGAAAGAUGAGCACAUGUAUCACCACGCACUGACAUGUAUAGUGGACUUUGCCAAUAACUUCUUCGACCCCCAGAUGAAGGAGGAGGUGUGGGCUCAGUCGCCCAAACUGUUUCCCUUCUUCCGCGCCACCCGACCCAAACUCAACUACAUACUAAUCAAGAUUCAACAUAUCACGUUCAUCCCAGUGUGUAUGCUACUGGGCCGAACAUCCAUCAUCAUCGACAGUUUCCACCUGGAAAAGCGAUGGUAUGAGUGGGCGGGUCUCUUGCUACACCUCACUUGGCUAAUCACUCUCCUCUCCUUAAUACCCACCUGGGAACAACUCGUCUUCUUCUACUUCUGGGCCCAGACCCUUCAGGGAAUCCUUCACGUCCAGCUCCUGUCCAAUCACUACUCGAAGGAGUUCAACGACCGAGACCAAAUCAUCACCGACUGGUACCGCAAGCAGGUGUUGACAAACAUCAAUAUCGUCAACCCCGUCUGGCUUGAUUUCUGGCACGGGGGUUUGAAUUUCCACAUUGAACACCACUGUUUUCCCAGAGCGCCGAGGAACCGACUUCGUGAGAUCUCGUAUCGUAUUAAAGACGUGUGCAAGCAACAUAACGUGCAUUACGACGAAUGCGGGUCGAUCGAAGUUCUGAAGAGGACUCUGGUCCAUCUGAAAAAGACAGGCGACCUGUUUGCCCUUAAAGACCCUAGAUAACUUAAAAGUAUGUAAUUGAAAUUGAAAUUAUUGCAGAUGUUAGUGUGCGUCCGGUCAAGUUAGCUUUUUCAUUCUAACUGUAUAAAAAUGCCUAAUAGAAUGUAAAGCUAUAUUUGUUGUACAUAAUACUUAAGUAGGCGUUGACGUGCAAACUCAGUACUUUAACGUUUUAGACUUAUCUAAUGCUUCUUGACUUGCUUUGGAUAUUAAAAAUGAUGCUCCAAUCGCGUAAAAGUAUCAAUUUGCUACAAAUUAAUUUUCUAAAUUUCCAAAUUUAAAAGACUAUAUUUUAUGAAAAGAAUUGA